Molecule: messenger RNA, 1776 nt
Organism: Sciurus carolinensis (gray squirrel)
Lineage: Eukaryota; Metazoa; Chordata; Mammalia; Rodentia; Sciuridae
Product: translation initiation factor IF-2-like
Exons: 6
Coding region: 1-1494 (497 amino acids)
Source: RefSeq, a predicted model, not a curated record
AUGCCACAAUUGAGCCAACUGCAGUUGCCCGCGUACCUUGUAAGGAGUGACCCCCAAAAUAAGGGGAUGCCUCUGGCGACAAGAAUUCAACCUGAAGAAGCCUCGGGCCGUGUCAUUCAGGCUGUUGACUCACUGGGUACAGCGGUCAUGCGACAUAAAUAUUAUUUGAUGACGGAGAUCCUAGGGGCGCAGGUGCCAAGCUUCCAGCACCCUCGAGUUCCUCCUUUUCCCCUUCCCUCCCCCGCGCUGAGGAUGCUCCGGCACCAGCGUUUCGCCAUUCAUCAACCGGUUCACACCGGUGGCGGCCGCCGAGAGGUGACGUCCGCGGGGGGCGGACUCCCGCCCCCGCUCGUCUGCCGGAGCCCAGGAUCCCGGGCCGUGAUUGGCGGCCGGCCGCCGCUGCCGCCCCGCGACGACCACCGCCACCCCCUGCCCUGCAGCCGCCGCCACCGCCGCCGCCUGUAUCGCCGCCGCCUCGGGACCGGCUUAGUCGUCGCACCACUGCCUCCAGGGCUGGGAAUCUGCGAGCGGCCCCCCCAUCCCGCCUUCGCCUUUGUUCAGGGCCCUGUUCGCGCUCUCUGCGAUCCUGGGCUGCGGCCGGGUUGGUCCCGAGUGAGCGGGCGGGUUACGGUCCCGUGGCGGCCGGUGGCCACCGGCUACGGAAAGGCGGACGCCCGGCCCUUGGGGCUGCAGGAUGGCGGUUGGUCACCCGAAGCAUCGGCUUCCACAUCCCCUCCGAGCGCCCGGCAAUGGGGACCCUGCGGCCCGACCAGCGCGGCGGGCGGAGAUAGUUUCGACUGUCGCAGCGGGCUGGGCGGGGUGGCACAAAAGCCGCUUUGUGACUGCCGCCCCUGCCCUCGGCCCUUGGGCCUGGCGCGCCGGGUCCAGGCCCAGUGGGUUCCUUGGCGUCCCGGGGCCCCUUUGUUCAGCGGAAGGAGAGUGGCCGCACUGGGAGCGGGAGACGUGGCCCGGGGUGGGGCGAGGGCUGCGCGUGUCACUGCGGAGCCGGAUACGGGAGGGCGCGGCGGCGACGGGGUCGCCACCAGAUGUGGGCCGGCGUGGGGUAGGCGGGGCGGCCCGUCUGGUAACGGUCUCGGCCCAGAGCCCUCAGAGCUCGGGGGCCGGCGCGGGACAGGAGCCUGGUGCAGCCACCCCCAUGCUGCGAGGCCGGGACCGGAGCCUCAGACAAAAUGGCCCCGGCGCCCGCGCCUUAAGUCAGGCGCGGCGCGAACCCGUGAUUGCGGCGCGGAGAAGGGGCGAGGCAGGCGGGCCCGGGCGCGCACCGCAGCGUGCGUCGAGCGGCGGCCAUCGGGGACAUUCCGGGAGCUUCCCUGCUGCCCGGACCCGGCUCAGUUAGCAGUUCUGUGGUGUUCUUGGUCACACAUUUAUGGAGUUUCUGAAGGGCAGUGGAGAUUACUGCCAGGCACAGCACGACCUCUAUGCAGACAAGUGAACUGUAGAAAUCAUUACUACUCCACCAAGAAGCCCCCAUAAGAGUGGUUAACCUGGACACAGAAGUAUUGAAUUGAAAAUCCACAGAGCAUUUUACAAGAGUUCUGACCUGGAUGGGGUAAACCUCAGUGCACUUCCUUUCUAUUGCCUCAGUAUUACUGGAUUGAAGAAUUGCUGCUUCUUGUUAGGAGGUUCAUUUCAUUUCCCAUUACUCCCAACUUCAUACUCAAAGCACUGAGAAUAUCAAGUGGAGUGUAUUGAAGUAGACUUCAGUUACUUUGCAUCAUUUCUGUAUUCAGUUUUUUAAAUUCUUUCUUAACCCUA